This is a messenger RNA of Oryza brachyantha (malo sina), 3627 nucleotides long. RefSeq names its product cellulose synthase-like protein D1. The transcript has 2 exons. Gene Ontology annotation, cellular component: plasma membrane; trans-Golgi network. Gene Ontology annotation, molecular function: cellulose synthase (UDP-forming) activity; mannan synthase activity. Gene Ontology annotation, biological process: plant-type primary cell wall biogenesis; cellulose biosynthetic process. Bases 1 to 3378 code for a protein of 1125 amino acids. Lineage: Eukaryota; Viridiplantae; Streptophyta; Magnoliopsida; Poales; Poaceae. The record is from RefSeq and is a predicted model, not a curated record.
AUGGCGUCCAAGGGCAUCCUCAAGAACGGCGGCAAGCCACCGACUGCGCCAUCGUCGGCGGCUCCCACCGUGGUCUUCGGUCGGCGGACGGACUCCGGGCGAUUCAUCAGCUACUCGCGCGACGACCUGGACUCGGAGAUCAGCAGCGUCGACUUCCAGGACUACCACGUCCACAUCCCCAUGACGCCGGACAACCAGCCCAUGGAGCCUGCCACCGACGAGCAGCAGUACGUGUCCAGCUCGCUCUUCACCGGCGGCUUCAACAGCGUCACCCGCGCCCACGUCAUGGAGAAGCAGCCCUCCGCCGCGCGCCGGGCCGCCUCCGCCUCCGCCUGCAUGGUGCAGGGCUGCGGCUCCAAGAUCAUGCGCAACGGCCGCGGUGCCGACAUCCUCCCCUGCGAGUGCGACUUCAAGAUCUGCGUCGACUGCUUCACCGACGCCGUCAAGGCCGGCGGCGGCGUGUGCCCGGGGUGCAAGGAGCCGUACAAGAACGCGGAGUGGGAGGAGGUGGUGGCGGCGUCCAACCAGGACGUGCUCAACCGGGCGCUGUCGCUGCCGCACGGCCCCGGCCCCGGCCCCAAGAUGGAGAGGCGGCUGUCGCUGGUGAAGAAGCAGAAUGGUGGCGAGUUCGACCACAACCGCUGGCUCUUCGAGACCAAGGGCACCUACGGCUACGGCAACGCCAUCUGGCCCGACGACGGCGCCGACAGCGACGGCGCGCCGGUGCCCAAGGAGCUGAUGAGCAAGCCAUGGCGGCCGCUCACCCGCAAGCUCCGGAUCCAGGCCGCCGUGAUCAGCCCGUACAGGCUGCUGGUGGUGAUCCGGCUGGUGGCGCUCGCCUUCUUCCUCAUGUGGCGCAUCAAGCACCAGAACGAGGACGCCAUCUGGCUGUGGGGGAUGUCCAUCGUCUGCGAGCUCUGGUUCGCCUUCUCCUGGGUGCUCGACCAGCUUCCCAAGCUCUGCCCGAUCAACCGCGCCACCGACCUCACCGUCCUCAAGGAGAAGUUCGAGACGCCCACGCCGAGCAACCCCACCGGCAAGUCCGACCUCCCCGGGAUCGACGUGUUCGUCUCGACGGCCGACCCGGAGAAGGAGCCUGUGCUGGUGACGGCCAACACGAUCCUCUCCAUCCUUGCUGCCGACUACCCCGUGGAGAAGCUGGCGUGCUACGUGUCCGACGACGGCGGGGCGCUGCUGACCUUCGAGGCGAUGGCGGAGGCGGCCAGCUUCGCCAACCUGUGGGUGCCCUUCUGCCGGAAGCACGACAUCGAGCCGAGGAACCCGGACAGCUACUUCAACCUCAAGAGGGACCCUUUCAAGAACAAGGUGAAGGCCGACUUCGUCAAGGACAGGCGGCGCGUGAAGCGCGAGUACGACGAGUUCAAGGUCCGCGUCAAUGGCCUGCCCGACGCCAUCCGCCGCCGCUCCGACGCGUACCACGCCCGCGAGGAGAUCCAGGCGAUGAACCUGCAGCGGGAGAAGAUGAAGGCCGGCGGCGACGACGAUCAGCAGCAGCUGGAGCCGGUGAAGAUCCCCAAGGCGACGUGGAUGGCGGACGGCACGCACUGGCCGGGGACGUGGCUGCAGCCGUCGCCGGAGCACGCGAGGGGCGACCACGCGGGGAUCAUACAGGUGAUGCUGAAGCCACCCGGUAGCAGCGAGAUGGAGCAGCACGGGCGGCCGCUGGACUUCGGCGGCGUGGACACGCGGCUGCCGAUGCUGGUGUACAUGUCGCGGGAGAAGCGGCCGGGGUACGACCACAACAAGAAGGCGGGGGCGAUGAACGCGCUGGUGCGGGCGUCGGCGAUCAUGUCGAACGGGCCGUUCAUCCUCAACCUGGACUGCGACCACUACGUGUACAACUCCAAGGCGUUCCGGGAGGGCAUGUGCUUCAUGAUGGACCGCGGCGGCGACCGGCUCUGCUACAUCCAGUUCCCGCAGCGCUUCGAGGGCAUCGACCCCUCCGACCGCUACGCCAACCACAACACCGUCUUCUUCGACGUCAACAUGCGCGCCCUCGACGGCCUCCAGGGCCCCGUCUACGUCGGCACCGGCUGCCUGUUCCGCCGCAUCGCGCUCUACGGCUUCGACCCGCCGAGGUCCAAGGAGCGCAGCCCGGGGUUGUGCUUUCCCCGGCGGCGGAAGGGGUUGGGCGGGGAGGAGGAGGAGACGAUGGCGCUCCGCAUGGGCGAGGUGGGCGGCGGCGACGGCGGCAUGGGCAUGGCGAGCUUCCCGAAGAAGUUCGGGAACUCGAGCUUCCUGAUAGAGUCGAUCCCGGUGGCGGAGUUCCAGGGGCGGCCGCUGGCGGACCACCCGUCGGUGAAGAACGGGAGGCCGCCGGGGGCGCUGACGAUCCCGCGGGAGAGGCUGGACGCGUCGAUCGUGGCGGAGGCGAUCAGCGUGGUGUCGUGCUGGUACGAGGAGAAGACGGAGUGGGGGACGCGGGUGGGGUGGAUCUACGGGUCCGUGACGGAGGACGUGGUGACGGGCUACCGCAUGCACAACCGCGGGUGGAAGUCCGUGUACUGCGUCACCCACCGCGACGCCUUCCGCGGCACCGCCCCCAUCAACCUCACCGACCGCCUCCACCAGGUGCUCCGCUGGGCCACCGGCUCCGUCGAGAUCUUCUUCUCCCGCAACAACGCCCUCUUCGCAUCCUCAAAGAUGAAGGUGCUCCAGCGCAUCGCCUACCUCAACGUGGGCAUCUACCCCUUCACCUCCGUGUUCCUCAUCGUCUACUGCUUCCUCCCGGCGCUGUCCCUCUUCUCGGGGCAGUUCAUCGUGAAGACGCUCAACGUCACCUUCCUCAGCUACCUGCUCAUCAUCACCAUCACGCUCUGCCUGCUGGCCAUGCUGGAGAUCAAGUGGUCGGGCAUCGCGCUGGAGGAGUGGUGGCGAAACGAGCAGUUCUGGCUCAUCGGCGGGACCAGCGCCCACCUGGCCGCCGUCAUGCAGGGCCUGCUCAAGGUCAUCGCCGGGAUCGAGAUCUCCUUCACGCUCACGUCCAAGCAGGUCGGGGACGACGUGGAGGACGAGUUCGCGGAGCUGUACGCCGUCAAGUGGACGUCGCUCAUGAUCCCGCCGCUCACCAUCAUAAUGAUCAACCUCGUCGCCAUUGCCGUCGGCUUCAGCCGCACCAUCUACAGCACCAUCCCGCAGUGGAGCAAACUUCUGGGUGGCGUCUUCUUCAGCUUCUGGGUGCUCGCGCAUCUCUACCCCUUCGCCAAGGGCCUCAUGGGCAGGAGAGGCAGGACGCCCACCAUCGUCUACGUCUGGUCUGGCCUUGUCGCCAUCACCAUCUCUUUGCUCUGGAUUGCCAUCAAGCCUCCCUCCGCACAGGCCAAUUCACAGCUCGGAGGAUCUUUCUCUUUCCCCUGAAUCGAAUCUCAUCCAUCACACACUCUCAACAUACAUCUCUCUGCUUGUCACAAACCUAUUUUUGGUUGUUUCUGUUCAUUAUUCAUUAUUUAUGUAGUGCUAUUGUCAUUUCAACAGCAUUCCUACAAACGGGAAAAAAAACUUGGACAGGUGUAAUACAUUCGUUAGGACAUGUACAACCAUCUUUACUAGCCGACACUCUAUAUAUAUAAUUGCCAUAAUGACAAAUUCGCUCAUAUGCAAGAUAGA